AUGUACCAGUACCAAUACCAAGGCUACGGCAACACCCUCCCCAAAGUCAGCGAGGACAACUACGGCUUGUUCGCCUCCCGCGAAUCUGCCCCCUAUGGCACAAGCUACAGCCGCACCACCUCCGGCAUGCCUCAGUCUUUCGGCGGCCUUGGCAACGCUCGCGGCAUGGCCUCUCGAGCUCCUCGAGAAACCACGACUGUGAGUCUGGCCCACGAUAGCAACAUGCGAGACUGGAACCGCUUUCAGGGCGGUGGGUGGAACGGCUGGGGUCAGUUCAAGUCUGCCGAUGCUGAUGCGGCUUGGGAGAAUCGUGUGAGCCGUGGCGGUCCGAAGUCUGACUCCAGCUGGGAAGCCAGAAGCGCAAGCCUUGGUGGAUGGGGAGCGUCCGGUUCCGGUGGAGGAGUAGGAGAAGGGAGAGGUAUGGGUGCUUUUGGUGGUUGUGGAGGCGGAGUUUCUAGCUAUGGUGGUGGAGGGUCUAGAGGCAUGGGCGCUUUUGGGGCGGACAGAAGUAGCAGUGGAGGCUCGAGCUAUGGUGGUGGUGUGGGACCUUCGAGCGCACAUGCUGCUGGAGGAUUUCUUUCCAGCUAUGGUCGUUGA
Fulvia fulva is the source of this 597-nucleotide messenger RNA. RefSeq lists its product as uncharacterized. NCBI's taxonomy places the organism in Eukaryota, Fungi, Ascomycota, Dothideomycetes, Mycosphaerellales, Mycosphaerellaceae. The record is from RefSeq and is a predicted model, not a curated record. The coding region runs from base 1 to 597 and encodes 198 amino acids. The transcript has a single exon.